This is a messenger RNA of Penicillium soppii, 1017 nucleotides long. RefSeq lists its product as uncharacterized. The record is from RefSeq and is a predicted model, not a curated record. The transcript is spliced from 3 exons. Bases 1 to 1017 code for a protein of 338 amino acids. Lineage: Eukaryota; Fungi; Ascomycota; Eurotiomycetes; Eurotiales; Aspergillaceae.
AUGAACUCGACUUCAACGCGAUUCAGUCCUGUCAAGGACGGGCGUCGAAUCCUCGGAGAGAAAGAUUCCAACGCGUGUCUGUCACCCGCCACACACAAAAAACCCUCAUUCCCCGUCAUUGGAACACCCGUUAAGCGGGCAUCAAUUGCAACCUCACCCAAGAAACUCCUCCCUUCUCCGAUAUUUGCAGGUCAUAAACGGACAAGAGACCAGGUAGAUGAGACGGAAGAGAACAUCGGAUACAUGCAGUCGCGGGAUUCUUCCCCGCAGCCCAGCCAAUCCGCGGUCAAUGAUGAUAUGCAACGCCAGGUCACCAGAACUCCCGACGCGAUGGACUCUCAUAUCCCAACACCACUAAACUCGCAACCCGAACGCGACGAAACACACGAUCAAAUGGAAACCGACUCUUUCAAUGCCCCCAGCACACCUGAAGAAGAGAUUCGUAGCGUUCCAGCGGACUCUGACGCGCGUAAAAUGUUCAUUCAAGAAAAAGCAAGCCUCCUCCGCUCAAGACUACAAAACGCGAUGCGCAACGUGACAGACCACCAAUUCGACCGCCGGGUCUCCGAACUAGAAGCACACAGUCGCAAAUGCCCGCGCCUCUCCCUCUCCGUUCUCUCCACACCACCCCUCUCAUCCCGCAAACACUUCACAUCCUUCCCACCUUCCUCAUCUCAAAUGCAGACCCCACGAGUUGGCACCGCCGGAUUCACGUCUACUCCCUUCCAGAGCACCCCCGAUCUCCCAGGCCGCCCGUCACCACUGUCUUCCAGCAUCGUCCAACCCCGCACACAGAAACACGCGCAGCGAACACCGCCUAGGAAUCUUGGAUCCCCAAUGCAGCUAAGCAGUCCCCCGGCUACGGUGAUCCGCCAUGGCCAAGAGCGGAGCAUGGGCCCCAGGGCCGAGUUCAUGGCGGGCGACAUGUCUCCUUCGCAGCGGGGGGACGCGGUGGACGGGUUACUUAAACUUAUGAGUACGGCCGGGAACCAGAGCUCGGAUUCGUGGACUGGAUGA